Molecule: messenger RNA, 747 nt
Organism: Xiphias gladius (swordfish)
Lineage: Eukaryota; Metazoa; Chordata; Actinopteri; Istiophoriformes; Xiphiidae
Product: ceramide synthase-like
Exons: 6
Coding region: 16-747 (243 amino acids)
Biological process (GO): ceramide biosynthetic process; lipid homeostasis
Cellular component (GO): membrane; endoplasmic reticulum
Molecular function (GO): sphingosine N-acyltransferase activity
Source: RefSeq, a predicted model, not a curated record
CUGAGUCUGAGACACAUGAUGGGAUGGAGGGAGGGGGACGCUGCUGUCGUGUCUACACGCCUGGUGUCGUCCGUCCAAGCAGUCAUGGCCUCGUCAGCCGGAUGCAUCAUCGCCUCCUCCUGCAGGGACGUCAUGGAGGACAGACACUGGCUGACCGACGCCUACAUCAUGUUCGCCACGCCUUACUUCGCCUACGACAUCUACGCCAUGUUCCUGUGUCACUGGCACAAGCAGCGGGUCAAAGGUCACGAGGAGGAGGAGGGGGAGGAGGAGCUGGGGGGCGUCAGGUCGCUGGGGGCCGCCGUGGUGGGUUACCUGCGCAGGGAGGUCCUCAUGGUGCUGCACCACGUCUUCGUGGUGGCCUUCUGCUUCCCCGCCUCACUGCUGUGGAGGCAGGGUAAAGGUGAUUACUUCCAGGGCGUUUUGUUUCUGGCCGAGCUCAGCACACCGUCCGUCUGCCUGGGGAAAGUCCUGAUCCAGUACAAGAAGCAUCACACUCUGCUGCACAAGGUGAACGGAGUCGUCCUGCUGCUCACCUUCUUCAGCUGCCGGGUGCUGCUCUUCCCCUACCUGUACUACGCCUACAGCAGGUAUGCUUCCAUCCCGCUGUACUCGGUGCCCCUGGUGGCCCCGUGGCAGUGUAACCUGGGGGCCGCUCUGCUCUGGCCCCUGCAGCUCUACUGGUUCGCACUGAUCUGCAGAGGGGCCCUCCGCCUGUUCGCGAGACGCUCAAACUCACCGCCCUGA